AUGAACGUCAAUGCGGCCUCCUUCUCCCCCCAAGGCACAGGAAACGACAAGCCCUCUGGAAACUCCAACUUUCGAUCGAAUCUCUCAAGCUCCCUUGCCAACGACAGUAAAAAGUCAAACCAACGCACUCCUGCUCCCUCAAACCAGUCAAAGUCCUUCCCAGCAGAGCAACAGCAACGUUCUCUUCCGGGCCGGGGCAAGAACCAGCGACAGAGUAACUCAAAACGGAGUGGACACGACAGGGAGCCACAACCUCGGUCUGGAGGAGGAGGAACAGCAGGAGGUGCUGGCCACAACGUUCGGGCGUCUUCUUCCUGGGGGAGCGACUCCUUGGCUAUUUCAAUGAGUCAGCUCAGCACGAACGACAAAUCUGGUGGAGCUGGAAGGGGUAACAACAAGAAAAACCAAGUCUCGUUGAACCACCUGCUCAAUUUUUCGUUCCCUGUGCGCGAGGAGCCCCAGAACACUGCCCCUGUCCGCCGUCGCCGCAACGCCAACUACCAGCCGUUCAACAAGGAAAAGUUCAUCAACGCAAACUUCCGAUUCCUGAUGAAUCCCCGCAGCGACUAUGCGGUCUACACAAUGGAUGCGGAUGCGCCGGUACAGUGGGAUGAUAUUGAGCAGGUUUUAAUUGCGGUGCCGCAGUCGUGCCCUAUCUGUCUGCAGCCCCCCGUUGCGGCCCGAAUCACCAAAUGCGGACAUGUCUACUGCCUCUCUUGCGUGCUUCGCUACUUGUCUUUGAACGAGUCCAACAAAGCCUGGCGCAAGUGUCCCAUCUGCUGGGAUGCCAUUUACGAGAAGGACCUCAAGAGUGUCCGAUCUGCCCUGGAGGAUCAGCAAAUUUACGAUCAAGGCGAGAAGGAGAUUGCCAAGCUGAUUGCUUCCAAGCAGGAUGUCCAAUUGGAGAUGCGACUGAUUCAGCGCACCCUGAAUUCUACAGUCGCUCUGCCGCGGUCAAAUACGUUCCCGCUGGCAAAAGACGUGCUAACAGAGGAGCUCCAGGGUCAGCCACCAUUGGACUUUGUCCCUGACGCGAUCCUCUUCAGUCGAUUUAUGAUUACCACCCUCGACAGGAUUGUCUCAGAGUUGGAUCGUGAUAUCCGUUCUAUCGAGUUCAGCAUGGAGGAGGCCAGGAGUUUUGACACCAAUCACCACUCGGAAGAGAUGGUGUUUUUUGAGAUGGCGAUGAGCAAGAUUCAGGAGAAGAAGGACAAGAUCCGGGACGACGCCAAGUUCUUCCCCAAGCUGGCACUGGAUCGGGAAAGGAUCUUGCGGCGACAUUUCGACCAUGCUGCUAGCGAGGUUCUUGCUGCGGCUUCUGCCACACCUGAAGAUGAGGAGUCAGCAACACCUGCCAGGCCCGCUUUGUCGUUUGCUGAAUCGGGACCUGAAGCCUACGAGAUUGGACAUGGAGCGCCUAACAAAGCUGCAAUUGCAGAGGAAUCAAAUGCAGAUCACGGCAGUGAACUGGGAUCCGACACGAAUGUGCCUCAGGAAGCAGCACUAAAGCACCAUGCAUCGGGCAGAGUCCCCAACCAGCUGACGACGAUGUACUACUUUUAUCAGGCCUCAAAUGGCCACCACCUUUACCUUCAACCACUCGACAUUCGCAUCCUAAAGCAGCAUUUCGAAACAUACGACAAAUUCCCAGACACUAUUACAGUCAAGGUUUUGGGCAUUGAGGAGACCAGUUUGACGGAGGAGGUGCGGAAAAAAUGUAAAUACCUGGGUCAUCUUCCAUUGGGCUGCGAGGUCUCAUUUUUGGACGUUGCACUAGAGACCAUCGUUGGUGAUGAAGGUGUCAAGCCCUUUGAGACCGAGCUGAGGAUGCGCCGAGCCAAGCGCAAGGAGAAGGAUGUCCGAGAGGAACGGGAGCGAGUGGAGCGCGAGCAUAAGUUGAACCCACCCAAGGCGAGACGGAAUGAAGAGCUUUUCGUCAACGACCCUUUCUUCCAUGUGCCAACUGGACCCGGUGGAGGAUCGCAAGCCAACCGGCGUGACUCUGAAGCUGAUCUGCAGGAGGCUCUGCGAUUGUCAGCACAGGCGCAGGCAGAGGAGAUGCCAACUUUGAGCGAGGCCCAUGCUCGGUCUACCCGGCGGCCGUCCAUCCCGACCGCCCCGGGAACCGCCACGAGGACUAUACCUACGAAUAGUAAAACCGCCAAUCAGUCGCUGGCAGGAGCGACUGGUCCUCUGUCGGACGCUUGGGGGAGCAGCUAUGAGUCUAAUGGGAGUAGCCAGGCGACGGGUCCAUCGACUGUUUGGGGCACCCCCUCCGUGCCCGUCAGUCGACACCACGACGAAUAUGACGAUUACUACGAGGACGAGAUGGACUAUGAACCCGAUAUUGUCGUGAAGCGAGGCAAGAAGAAACUGACGGUACUCAUGUCGAACAACAGUCGACGCAGCAGGUGA
This is a messenger RNA of Linnemannia hyalina, 2415 nucleotides long. The record is from the annotation of a GenBank genome assembly. Lineage: Eukaryota; Fungi; Mortierellomycota; Mortierellomycetes; Mortierellales; Mortierellaceae.